UGCGGCCGGGAAGGCGCGGCCUGGAGGGGUGCUGAGGGGGCGGCGCUGGCGCAUGGACGGCUUCCGGACUCUAGGUAUCUCGCUUCCCCUCAGUUGGUCCCCAACGUCUCUCCUUUCAGCUGCGGCAAGGGCUCGGGGCCGCAGAACCGCAACCUUGCCAAUGGACCUGGUCGGUUUUGGUUAUGCAGCCCUCGUGACAUUUGGAAGCAUUUUGGGAUAUAAACGGAGAGGUGGUGUUCCAUCUUUGAUUGCUGGUCUUGUGGUUGGGUUUUUGGCUGCCUAUGGAGCUUACCGUGUCUCCAAUGACAAACGAGACAUAAAAGUGUCACUGUUUACAGCUUUCUUCCUGGCCACCAUAAUGGGUGUGAGGUUUAAGAGGUCCAAGAAAAUAAUGCCUGCCGGGCUGGUUGCCGGUUUAAGCCUCAUGAUGAUCCUGAGACUUGUCAUGUUGCUGCUCUGAGCAUCCAGAGGAACCGCAAACCAAGUCUGUGUCACAUCCUCUUAUAACGGGCAGGGCAUAAUUUUGUUUCUAAAAGAUAAAUUUCAAUAUGGAAUUUUCAAUAUGUCUUAUUUCAUGCUAGAAACAAAAGUAACACUGUCACCUCUAAUAUAAACAUAAGUUUGAGUUGUUUUUUUUUUCUUAAACAAAAACUUGUCAAGCAUUGUUUUCAUUAAAGAUGUUUAAUCAUGAUAUGCUUUCCCAUUUGCUGGGUGUAUUUUAAUGUAUGUGGCAUUUUUUGACAAUUUCAAAUUCUCACAUCUCAAGUAAGUUUAAAUUAAACUAUAGUUUUUCAAAUAAAGGAAUUCCUUAAGUGGACAUCACAGAACGCUAAUAUAUCUAUUUGUUGUUUGUAUUGUAUUAGAAAUUAUAAUUUUCCAUUUUAAUUGCAUUGCUGCCAGUGUUAUUUUUUUCUUUAAAGAAAAUUUCAUUCCCAGCACACUGUGUGUCCUAGAAUGUAUUCAGUAUUCAAAUAAAAGACAUUUUGUUUUAAA
Messenger RNA from Nycticebus coucang (slow loris), 993 nucleotides. It is a transcript of the gene TMEM14A, whose product is annotated as transmembrane protein 14A. Bases 53 to 460 code for a protein of 135 amino acids. Gene Ontology annotation, biological process: regulation of heme biosynthetic process. Lineage: Eukaryota; Metazoa; Chordata; Mammalia; Primates; Lorisidae. Gene Ontology annotation, cellular component: mitochondrial membrane. The transcript has 5 exons. The record is from RefSeq and is a predicted model, not a curated record.